Molecule: messenger RNA, 1541 nt
Organism: Aphanomyces invadans
Lineage: Eukaryota; Oomycota; Saprolegniomycetes; Saprolegniales; Verrucalvaceae
Exons: 5
Coding region: 1-1242 (413 amino acids)
Molecular function (GO): protein binding
Source: RefSeq, a predicted model, not a curated record
AUGCGCCUGGAGCAAAUCUAUGUCCGGCACUAUCCGCCGGGGCUGCGUUUGUCGUCGCGGCAGUCCAACGGGUCGCGCCACCACAAGAGCAUUGACCUCGUGAGCCUUGGCCCUGAGACGAACCUCCGGCUGCUGGUGAAUCAACUCAUUGAAAAGGAGGCGCUUCUGACGAAAGCGCACACCCAUCGGCUUUACGACAUCCUCCAUGGUCUCAUCGACAAGCAAUGCAUCGCCCACGACACGGAGUAUACCCUCGUGAAAACCAUCAAGGCUCACAUGCAGCCCUUGACAAACAUCUCGAUCUCCAAGCAGGCCAACCUUGUCGCCACCUCCAGCUACGACAAAACAGCCAAGCUGUUGCGGUGGAAAGGCGGCCAAGACGACAAGGUCGUGCUCCGGGGUCACGAAGGCGUCGUAUACUGCGUCGCGCUCAACACUCCGUACAGCUCGCACGCCGUGACUGGGUCAUUUGACAAGACAUGUCGAGUCUGGGAUACCACCACUGGCACAUGCAAGCAAGUGUUGGCAGGACACGAAGGCGAAGUGGUGGCGGUGGGGUUUAAUUCGCCAGGGACGAAAGUCGGAAGUUGCUCGAUGGAUUGCACAGCAACAGUGUGGGACGUCGCGACGGGCAAAGCCGAGUUUGACCUGACUGGCCAUGCCGCCGAAGUGUCGUGCUUUGCCUUUGACCAAUCGAAGUCAUCUUCAUUUAUGGCCACAGGCUCAUGUGACUCGACUGUGCGAUUGUGGGACGCUCGGUACGGCGAGUGCUUUCGUUCGCUGCAUGCACAUGCGGCGGACGUCAGCACCGUAUCGUUCAACCACCAGAGCAACCUCCUUCUCACCACCUCGACCGACGGCACGGCCAAAGUCUGGGAUGUGCAGUCUGGCAAAUCCCUCUUCAUCCUCAACGACCACUCUGGGGAAGUCACAGGCGCGUGCUUCAACUCGACAGGGUCCCUCAUGGCGACGGCUGGCAUCGACGGCCACAUCUACGUCUACGACACAUUGACUGCGCAACGGCGAAGUCACUGCAGUGGGCACUCGGGCGAGGGCGGUCGCAUUGUGAGCGCCGGCGCGGACCACACGUCCCGCGUGUGGCAAGCGCAGACUGGAGAGUGCCUGCAGGUGCUUCGUGGGCACGACGACGAGGUGUUUGCGGCGCAUUUUUCAUACGACGGCGCGGCGGUCGUGACCGCGUCCAAGGACAACGCUGUGCGCGUUUUCACGGACAAUUCGUGACGUUGGCAGGGACAAUCUUGUCGAGACUUUCCAUGUCAAAACAUAUCGAAUGCAUGACACGAGAAGAAGAUGAAGGAAGGAUGGUGGUGAUGCCUAAUAGAUAUAAACGCGCGCUCGUUUAGCAACAUCCGCCUUUGCCACCGUUGCUAGCUUUCGUCGGGUCGUUGCCCUUUUUGCCCAAGUUGACAACCAGGUCGCUCUUUUUGUGGGGGCCGCCUUCUUCCAUCAACCGCGUCUUCACUUCGUUCGCAAUCUCGAUAAACCCACCCUCAACGUUGAUGUUGUUUUUUGCACUCGUC